ACCUCUGGGCUCCGGGUCUGUGGGCGAAGAUGGCGGCGGCCAGGUGCUGGAGGCUUCUGUCCCGCGGUCGGGCUCGGCCACUCCACACCGCUGCCGAGGCCGCCGCCACGGCUCUGGAAACGAGCGGCCCGGAUGUCGCGGCGCGGUACCCGCCGAUCGUGGCCUCCCUCACAGCCGACAGCAAGGCGGCCCGGCAGCGGCGGGUGGCGCGCUGGCAUGCGAAAGCCCACGCGGCCGAGUCGGUGGACGAGAAGCUGCGAAUCCUCACCAAGAUGCAGUUCAUGAAGUACGUGCUUUACCCGCAGACCUUCUCCCUGAACGCCGACCGCUGGUACCAGGGCUUCACCAAGACCGUGUUCCUGUCGGGGCUGCCGCCGCUGCCCGCGGAGCCCGCGCCGCCGCUGGACCUGGCGGCCUUGCGCGCCGCGGCCUGCGACUGCCUCCUGCAGGAGCACUUCUACCUGCGGCGCCGGCGGCGCGCCCCGCUCUCCCAGGUGCGCGAGGCCGUCGCCUCGCCCUUCCUGGACCAGCUGGUGGCCGCUCUCAUGGGCCUGCUCAGCCCGCACAACCCGACGCUGGCCUCCGCCGCCCUCGAUUGUAAACGCCCAGUUAACUUUUACUGGUUGCGUGAUGAAGAAAUUAUUUCCAAAGGGCAUCGAAAAGGUAGAGUUGAUGCAUUGCGAUACCAAAUAAAUGAUAAACCACACAACCAGAUUCGAAUAUCUAAGCAGCUCCCAGAGUUUGUGCCAUUGGAUUAUUCUGUUCCUGUAGAAAUCCCAGUUAUAAAAUGUAAACCUGACAAACUUCCCUUAUUCAAACGACAAUAUGAAAACAGCAUAUUUAUUGGCUCAAAAACAGCAGAUCCAUGCUGUUAUGGCCACACACAGUUUCAUCUGUUACCUGAUAAGUUGAACAGGGAAAGGCUUUUGAAACUGAACCGUGCUGAUCAGAUAGAAGUUGUUUUUAGAGCUAAUGCUAUAGCAAGCCUUUUUGCUUGGACUGGAGCACAAGCUAUGUAUCAAGGAUUCUGGAGUGAAGCAGAUGUUACUCGACCUUUUGUCUCCCAGGGGGUGAUCACAGAUGGAAAAUACUUUUCCUUUUUCUGCUACCAGUUAAAUACUUUGGCACUGACUGCACAAGCUGAUCAAAAUAACCCUCGUAAAAAUAUAUGUUGGGGGAUACAAAGUAAGCCUCUUUAUGAAACAAUUGAGGACAAAGAUGUGAAAGGUUUUAAUGAUGAUGUUCUCCUUCAGAUAGUUCACUUUCUACUUAAUAGACCAACAGAAGACAAAUCAUAGUGGUUGGAAAACUAAGAAAAAACACUUGACUUUGGACUUUGGAAAUAUUUAAUUCCACUAGAGGAACAAUAAAAGGAAUUUUAAUGAUGA
Messenger RNA from Lepus europaeus (European hare), 1388 nucleotides. It is a transcript of the gene MRPS30, whose product is annotated as mitochondrial ribosomal protein S30. Gene Ontology annotation, molecular function: structural constituent of ribosome. Bases 30 to 1298 code for a protein of 422 amino acids. Gene Ontology annotation, biological process: translation. The record is from RefSeq and is a predicted model, not a curated record. The transcript has 5 exons. Gene Ontology annotation, cellular component: mitochondrion; ribosome; mitochondrial large ribosomal subunit. NCBI's taxonomy places the organism in Eukaryota, Metazoa, Chordata, Mammalia, Lagomorpha, Leporidae.